AAUUACAAAAAUUGAAAAAAUAACAUAUACAAAGUGCAUAAAACGUACCUAUGCUGGUUUUUUUUUUACCCGGCUUAAAAAGUCCGAUGGUUAAAAAUACUACAUAUUAAUCAUACAAGACUCCCUUAAAAGGGUUAAAGGGCUAGAGCCUAGAGCUCAACUAGAAGGGAGCCUAAACCUUAAACCCUUUUCUCUCUCUACUCUUCCCAACUUCUCUCUCUAGGGUUUAAGCCCCAACACUUUACUACUACUUCCAACUCUCAAAUUUGAAUUUUUCCCCCAAAAUUUCUUCGAAAAUCAGUUAACAAUGGCGGCUAAUUACAUGUUUUACAGAGCCACUGCAACAAAAAUCAUCACCUCUUCCCAAUUCUUUAACCCUUUAACCAAAACCCCUUCUUUUCAAACUCCAUUUUCAUGCCAAUUUCUCAGGUAUAUUCACACUUCAUUGUUUGAAAAUGUAUUUUACAGAAAUCCCAGAAAAAACUCAAGGAAUUUGUCAACAUUCCCUGAUUAUAAUAUCCAAAAUGCCGUUUUUGGGGCUGAUUCUCGCGUCCCUGCUACUAUUAUCACUGGCUUUCUUGGCUCUGGCAAGACUACUUUGCUGAAUCACAUUCUAACAGCUGAGCAUGGGAAGCGCAUCGCUGUCAUCGAAAAUGAGUUUGGGGAGGUAGACAUUGAUGGUUCUUUGGUUGCUAGUCACUCGUCUUCUAAUGAAGAUGACAUCGUUAUGGUCAAUAAUGGCUGUUUGUGUUGUACUGUACGUGGCGAUCUUGUGAAAAUGCUGCUGGAACUAGUUAAGGAGAGGCGAGACAAAUUCGAUCACAUAAUCAUUGAGACUACAGGUCUUGCAAAACCGGGUCCAGUAAUUGAGACAUUUUGCAGUGAUGAGAUGGUCUCACGUUAUGUAAAACUAGAUGGUGUUGUAACGAUGGUAGAUUCUAAACAUGCCACAAGACAUUUGAAUGAAGUUAAACCAAGAUUUGUUGUGAAUGAGUCUGUAGAACAAGUUGCUUAUGCAGACCGGAUUAUCAUAAAUAAGACUGAUUUGGUUUCCGAGGCUGACUUGGAAGUGUUGACAAAGAAAAUCAAGCAUAUAAAUGGAAUGGCACAAAUACAGCACGCAAAAUAUGGAGCUGUUGACAUCGACUUUGUUCUAGGAGUAGGUGGAUAUGAUCUUGACAGGGUUGAAUCUGCUGUCCGAUCAGAUGAUUCACAUUGUGCUAGUCAUGAACAUAAAAAGGGACAUGAGCAUCACCAGGGUCAUCAUCAUCAUGAUCAUACUCAUGAUUCUGCUGUGUCUAGUGUGAGCAUUGUUUCAGAAGGAACUAUUGAUCUUGAUGAGCUUGACGAUUGGCUCGAAAGACUGAUCGAGGAAAAGGGAGAAGACUUGUACAGAUACAAGGGAGUCUUAUCAGUCAACGGAUCUGAUGAGCGCUAUGUUCUACAGGGUGUUCACACUAUGUUAGAUGGUUGCCCGGGAAAAACAUGGACUCCGGAUGAAACGAGGAUAAACAAACUGGUUUUUAUUGGACGCGAUUUGGAUGAAACAAUGCUAAGAAAGGGAUUCAAAGGAUGUUUGGUAUGACAAAUUACCUGCUCGCUUUCAAUUGAUAGUUGCAGCUAAUUGUAUACGGUAAAUAUUGUGACAUGAGAGACAAUGAGGGAUAUACACCAACUGUAAAUUAUUUCACCGAAUAUUUUGGAGUUGUGAGGCCGGUUGUAUGGUUUGUAGGUCGAUUGAAUAGAUUUGGUCGGAGGGAAUUCAGUUCGUAUCUUAUUUCUGUGAUGAAUAUACCAUUCAAUUUCAAGUCUUGUAGUGUAUAUCAUUGACAUUUUUGUAAUCAAGUUGGCUUAAUUUAAUAAGCUUACAUAGGUACACAAAAAAUGAUACUCUGCGAGUUUGAAGGCUUCAAACGUUUCGUUCUUGGUACAUUUCACAUUUUCUU
Messenger RNA from Chenopodium quinoa (quinoa), 1946 nucleotides. RefSeq lists its product as uncharacterized. The record is from RefSeq and is a predicted model, not a curated record. Gene Ontology annotation, cellular component: cytoplasm. The transcript is spliced from 10 exons. NCBI's taxonomy places the organism in Eukaryota, Viridiplantae, Streptophyta, Magnoliopsida, Caryophyllales, Amaranthaceae. The coding region runs from base 308 to 1585 and encodes 425 amino acids.